This is a messenger RNA of Penicillium malachiteum, 948 nucleotides long. RefSeq names its product ELYS family protein. Bases 1 to 948 code for a protein of 315 amino acids. The transcript is spliced from 3 exons. Lineage: Eukaryota; Fungi; Ascomycota; Eurotiomycetes; Eurotiales; Aspergillaceae. The record is from RefSeq and is a predicted model, not a curated record.
AUGGCGCCAUGGGAGGAUUUUGGUCAAAUAUUCAGCUUCAACAAGAAAUAUCAUUAUGACACCAAACUUGUCGAACAGAUUAACUCUAACCGCCGCGCGUUAGAGAACCAUCUCUUCGUUGACCGGCUGUUGGGUUUACUCGGAAUCAAAGGAGUGACCAAGGUCUAUCCCCCGAAGACCAAUGCUGACCUCCGAUCGCUGGUCGAUCACAUUAUCUCCUCCGAAUUAGACAUCCAUCACAAACAAGCCUUGAUUUACUACAUUCUCAAAGACUGUCGCAGUGCGCCAGAGGCGGCAGCGCAGUUCGCGCGCUCCUGUCACUUGCCUGAGAAAUAUCGCCUGGUCAUUGAAGGCCUCUGGAACAUGGACCGUCUUGAAUUUCGGCGCGCAAUCGAAUAUCUUGCAGAGCCCUCUCUUAUCCCUACCUUCCCGGAUGAAAUCCUGUACGCUCUCACUCUUUCGCAACUCCCGAAGCAUGACGAUGGCCUAGCUAUCGCCUAUUAUCUCACUGCCUCGCCGCCUUUGGCUACCGAGAAGAUCCAACGAGCCUUCUUCGAGACUCUCUGUCGAUCAAAUGUCACCGAGGCAUUCUACUUUUCAAGGAAAUACGAUGAAUCUCAGCGCCAAAGCUACUUUUCUCAGCUGGUUGAGUUCAUCCACCGAACUGCGCCUGGCCAAACCCGCAGUAAGCGUGCGAUGGAGUUGGUUGGGCUGCCGCUAGAUGAGUACGAGGAGGAGUGGUUUGAGGAAAAUUUGCUCCGUGGCAGUGCCAGCACGCUUCCAGGAGCUAAAGAUACCCUCUUGAUGCGACGCCUGGCAACAGGCAAGGUGGAUGAUCUUGGGGUAGAGUUGGAGGCAUUGGGCGGCAAGAAGGUGGAUGGACUCAACUGGGAUGAUCUACGGGAGAGCAUGCGGAAUACCCAGACUGGCGCUGCCCUGGCAGAAUGA